Cylicostephanus goldi is the source of this 330-nucleotide messenger RNA. Lineage: Eukaryota; Metazoa; Nematoda; Chromadorea; Rhabditida; Strongylidae. The record is from the annotation of a GenBank genome assembly.
AUGGUGGAAGUCAACUAUGUGUCUCCCAACGGCAAACUUCUAAAAGAAAAUUAUGGCGUUGGCGGAGGUGACAAAAUAACAAAAUAUGUCGGCGUGAGCGAUGAGUCGAGCUUGGCGAAGUCAGCCGAAAACGAAUACAAAUUAUGGAACUACAGCGGAUAUGAGGGGAGUUUUACGGGAUGGCUGGUUCCAGUGGUAAAGGCAGGAGGAAGCGUACGCCUGCGGGAUAAGGAAAGGCCGGAAGGAGUUUACUACGUCACGGGCGUGGAAAUAGAGUUCGGUCAGAGCGGAGCGAAAAGAAAGGUCACGCUUGGUAGAAGACUGGGUUAG